GCGACUCUAGCUUCACCGACGCUUCUCGAGAAAGAAUUCUCGCUAUCAGAUAGGGUAGCGAUAGUCACCGGGGCCAACCGCGGACUCGGCCUCGAGGGUGCUUUGGCUCUCGCUGAAGCAGGAGCUCGUGCGGUAUACUGCAUUGACAUCGUAGACGCGCCGAGCUCGGAUUGGUCGCGGGUGCAGGAAUUUGUGUCGCGUAUGCGGGGAAAGCGCGGAGAGGGUCGUUUCGAGUAUGUUCGCGGGGACGUAGCGAACCAGGAGCAAAUGUGGAAGAUUGGGAAGAUGAUCGGAGACCGCGAGGGCAGAAUGGAUACCUGUCUGGCUGCUGCGGGGAUCAUGUGCGAUCCUAACGACACUUUGCAUAUGUCGGAGAAGACCCUGCAGAAGGUGCUGGACGUCAAUUUAAAGGGCGUGCUCUUCACUGCCCAGGCCGCGGGACAGCAAAUGGAAAGGUUCGGGAACGGCGGAAGUAUCAUUCUUGUCGCCAGCAUCGGGGGACAUGUCUCUAAUCUCGGUGUUACGCCCUAUGAGAUUGCAAAGAGCGGGGUGCACCAAAUGGCGCGGAGCCUUGCAUGCGAACUUGCUCCGAAGGGCAUCCGGGCCAACUCUAUCAGCCCUGGUUACUUCCACUCCCCUAUGCUAGAUCAGUUAAUCGAGGAGAAACCUGAAUUGGGCGAAUUUCUGAAGAAUGCUAACCCCAUGAAGCGCAUCGGAGAGGGACGCGAACUUCGCGGGGCGGUCGCGUGGCUUGCGAGUGAUGCAAGUUCGUUCUGUACUGGCAGCGACAUUUUAGUAAGCGGUGGCCACACUGCAUGGUAA
Molecule: messenger RNA, 822 nt
Organism: Trametes versicolor FP-101664 SS1
Lineage: Eukaryota; Fungi; Basidiomycota; Agaricomycetes; Polyporales; Polyporaceae
Product: NAD-P-binding protein
Exons: 6
Cellular component (GO): intracellular anatomical structure
Molecular function (GO): oxidoreductase activity, acting on NAD(P)H, oxygen as acceptor
Source: RefSeq, a predicted model, not a curated record